AUGAUCAUCGGCCAAGAGACAAAAAAUAAUCUCGAGCACAUCUGACGGCUCGAAUGAACUGCGGAUCAUUUUCGCUCGCAGUAUGAGCACUCCGGUCUCUCGGUGAAGACUGAUUUUUUGAAGUGAUAAGUGUCCCAACAGCGGGGCAGUUCGUCUUCCGCUGUGUAUUUGAUUAAACAAGUGCCUUCUUUUACCGGUGUUCCAUUUUUAUCUGAUAAGCCAGUGCUAAGAAAAGAAUAAUGUCUGGAGACGUCCAGCCAAGGAAGCGUAAAGACAAGAAAAGGAAGAAAGAUGAUGAAGACGCUGUCAAGGAAACGCCCGGCGGCAAGCAGCCGUCGGCGGGGGCAGCUCAAGCCGCCACCCAGCCGGGCGACGUUCAGAUGCAUGUUCACAGCGAUCAUGGCACCGGUGGCCAUUGGUGUGCCAAGGUUGUGUUCUUCAUCCUGCUCGCCGGACUGGGAGCACUGAUAGGGUUGAUCCUGCUCGAGAAUCGGGGCAUUUCGGAUGUGGACACGCCCCUAUCGGAGUCACGUUACGCCGAGUACUUUAGCGGGUGGGUCGAUGAGAACCAUGAGGACGAUCAUCAUCACGAGGAUAUUUUGAAUGCGAUCAAUCAGCUGGAUGAUCACGGAGACGAUGGAGACGACAAUGGUCACGGCGAUGACGAUGGCCACGGUGACGAAGACGAGGAGCACGGAGAUGAUGACGAAAAUGGAGCUCCGUACGCCGAGGAAGAUGAUCAUGACGAUGAAAAUGGAGGCGGUGAAGAUGAUGAUGACGAUGAGGAUGAGGAACCGAUGAAGCUGGAUGAUGACGAAGUGGAGGAGAUUGUUGCCACGGAGAAGAAGGUCGCUCGACAGGAAGCGGCAGCAGCGUCUGAUGAUGAUGAUGACGACGAUGAAGGCGACAACGAUGAUGAAGAUGACAACAACAAUGACGAUACUGUUGAUAAUGAUGAUGAUGAAAAUGAUAAUGAUAAUGAAGAUGAUGACGACGAUGAUCAAGUCAACGAUGGUGAUCAGGAAGAUGAUGAUGAUGAUGAGGAUGAAGAUCAGAAUGAAGUUGACGAUCAGGUUGUUGAUGAUAAUGAUGAUGAUGAUGAUGAUGAUGCGGAUGAUGAAGAUGAUGGUGAUGAUGAUGACGAUGAUAAUGAGGCGGAACCAGCGAUUGCAACUCAAGAUGAUGACGAUGACAACGACGACAAUGACGCUCAGAGUGAUGACAAUGAUGAAGAUGAUGAUGAUCAGGGUACAGUUACUGAGGAUAAGGAAGAUGGUGAUGAUGAUAAUGACGGCGAUGAAGAUGAUGAUGAUGAAAACGAACCUGCCGCCGAUCAACAACAACAACAGCAGGACGACGACGACGACAAUGACGAUGGUGAUGAUAAGAAUGAUGCCGAUAUCAAAACAGCCGACGACGAUGAAGAUGAUGACGACAAUGAACAACCAGAUACGGCGCCAGAUGAUGGGGAUGAUGUUGACGAUGAUGUUAAGCUAGCGGAUGCAGAUGACAACGAUGCUGACGAUAAGCUGGCUGAUGUGGAUGGUGAUGAUAACGACCAGGAUGACGAUGAUGACAAUGCACCGUUCGAAGAAGAGAAUAAAUCUAAUGCUUCGAGUGAAAAAGCUAACCAAUUUUCUCAGAGUUCCGUCUUGCGUGAAGGAACAUCGGAAGAAAAUGUGAUUCCGGAGAAGCAAUUUGAUGCAGUCAAUGCACGGAAUGAACCCAACAAAGACACUGUAAUUAGUGCUGAUAUUCUUAAGAAUCAGAUGGAUGAACUGAUGGAGAAUUACAACAAAUUGGCUGAGAUGUUGGAUGUUCCAAAAGAGGAACGUAUCCAAGAAUCAGAUGCUAACAAUGCUAAGGAUGAUAAUGAUGAUGAUGACGAUGACGGUCAGCAGAAUAAUGCCGCCGACGAAGAGGAUGAGACCGAGAAAAAGGCUGACGAUGACGAUGAAGACGAUGAGGACGACGACAACGAUGACAACGUUUUCGAAAAUUUCGUCGAUAAUGAUGAUGGUGAAGAAGAAUAUCUCGCAAAAGUGAAGCAAGAACAGGAGCAACAAAUUCAACAGAAAAAGCAGCAAGAACAGGAGGAUUCUCGAGAGGAAACCUCGCUUACGAUACAGAUCUUAGUUGGUGCAGCUCUGAUCGUCGCUGCGCACCUCAUUUUGAAGCCCCCGCGUAGUUCCGCACCACAACGGCCAACGGCGCCGCCACCCAAAAGUUCGGAUCAUGCAAACGAAGCUGCUGUUAUUGCUGAUAUGAAGGAGAGGCUAACCCAAAGUGAGUGCCUCGCUGCUGCAGUUCUGAAGAAGACGGAGCAGAUCGAAUCGAUUGUCAGUCCGGCGAAGGCUUCCGAUUUGUCGAAAUUGGCUGUCGAAAAGCCCCUUGAUGCUGGAGAUGGCGAAGAAGACCAUGUCGAAAUCAUCGAGGGUCAUGUAAUACUAAUCGAAGACGAUGAAGGCGAGGAAGAGGAAUACGACGAUGGAUAUGAAGUUGAGCUGGAAGAAAUCGACGAAGAGGAAGAAGAACAGGACGAAGAUUGGGAAGAGCAGAAGCGACUGGAGGAAGAGGAACGUGAAAUUGGCUCCUUCGUACCGACCACGUUCGAAGAGUUCAGUUCAAUGUACCGUUCACCGGAAUCGAAACACGAAACCGUAACAAAACCGCAUUUACCCAUCAACGAAGCGAAAAAGACCACUAUGAUGGCAACCACUUCCCACAAGCAGUCUCCAUUGAUGAAAAAGAAACCCCCGAAGGGGGCGGUCAACAAGCUGAUCUACGGCCUGCACAAGGCACCAAUAUUUAGCGAGAAAGAGAUUCCCUCUAGGCCUAGUGCCUCAGAAACCUAUGAGGAGGAACUCGAAAGGGCGAGAAAACAGCUUGAUGAGUUGAAGAAUCCGAAGCUGGCGUUGGAACACUACGAAUCACUGUUGGACAAGCACCCGCGACUUGUGCCAGCAAUGGUUGGAAAAGCGCGUGCUCUGGAUUUGUUGGCCGAACAGCGACAAAGUAAUGCCAUUCUUGAAGAUGCGAUCGAAUCGUAUCUUGCCGUGGUGUCGCUUGGAGAUGAUGUAGACGACGAGACGCUGGUAUCUGUUGCCGAGCGAUGUAUCGAACGUGUCCGCUUUCGGGGCCAACAUAUGAAGGCGGUAGAAGUUCAUCAGGCGUUAAUACAUCGUUUCGAAGCAGAGCCGAGAUAUCGGAACCAGUUGGCGGUCACGUAUCUGCUCUCGAAUAGAUUGGCCGAAGCAAAAGCAGUCCUACAUGAAACACUUAUGCGUUGGAUUGAGGACGGAUUCGCACUGGUCCAUUAUGGGUUCGUACUGAAGAAUCUCGACAAGGAUAUGGAACAAGCGGCGCAAUAUCUUCAAGAAGGCAUCGAUACUGGUCACCCGGGUACACAGGAUGGUCGGUUUUAUUUUCACCUAGGUGACGCCUUGCAAAGAUUGGGCCGACAGCAGGAAGCUUUGGAUGUUUAUCAGAGAGCUGCGGAGAAGAAAUUAUUCCCAUCCAUGUAUCAACGAUCGCUGUACAACGUGGGUUGUCUUCAAUCGCGCCCGUUUUGGACCAUUGAACAGACAACGUUCGCUGGCCAACUGGAGCUAAUUCGUUCGCAGUGGGCUGCCAUCAGGGAUGAGGGUCUCAAACUGCUCAACUCUGUUGGCAGUUUCAGAGACGAAGCGGAGAAUCUGCGGGACACCGGCGAUUGGAAGCAGUUUGAGUUGUUCGCAAGGGGCCAACGGAUCGAGAAGAACUGUGCCAGAGCACCACUAACGUGCAAACUGGUAGAACAGUUCACGGCGGCGCGAUCCUGCAAACGAGGCCAGGUGAAGUUUAGCGUGAUGCAUCCAGGAACGCAUGUGUGGCCCCACUGUGGACCAACGAAUUGCAGAAUACGUGCCCAUCUUGGAUUGAAGGUUCCAAGCAGCACAUUCAUUCGUGUUGCAACCGAAACGAGAUCCUGGGAGAACGGUAAGUGGCUUAUUUUCGACGACAGUUUCGAACACGAAGUGUGGCACAAUGGCACCAGCACCCGGCUGGUGUUGAUAGUAGAUUUUUGGCAUCCGGAUUUGACUGACGUCCAACGGAAGUCUUUGAAUCCGAUUUAAUUGGCCAUAAGGCUCAAACAAGUGCGUGAUACAACAGAGUUAACAGAGUUUGACGAAGACGUCAAACAGUACCAAAGGCAGUAGCGUUGAAUCGAAAAUAUGUGUACAACGAUAGAAAGAAUGCAUUUUCGUUUAGGUUUUCACUUUUCUUUCGCUUCAUGACUUUUUUGGUGCAUUAUUUUCGUUAGAUUAUAGGUUUGUGAGAGCAACAUAUAAAAAAAAAGAGAGAAAGAGAAUCAUCUGUAUAUUUAAGCAGUUAUCGCUAGGAAUCGAUAGUUUAUUUUAAAGAAAUCAACACCGUGGCAAACUUUGACGACGGACAAUCAAACAGUAAUUUUCAUAUUUUUUUAUUUUUUUUUUAUGUUAAGGAGGACAACUAUAGACUUACUACAAUAAUUUGGUACAUCGGUACCGGUUUGUUAAGGUCGAAUAUCUAAUUAGGAUUUUUAAAAUAA
Molecule: messenger RNA, 4570 nt
Organism: Toxorhynchites rutilus septentrionalis
Lineage: Eukaryota; Metazoa; Arthropoda; Insecta; Diptera; Culicidae
Gene: Asph
Product: aspartyl/asparaginyl beta-hydroxylase
Exons: 16
Coding region: 240-4115 (1291 amino acids)
Biological process (GO): peptidyl-aspartic acid hydroxylation
Cellular component (GO): endoplasmic reticulum
Molecular function (GO): protein binding; peptidyl-aspartic acid 3-dioxygenase activity
Source: RefSeq, a predicted model, not a curated record